UGGAGGAAAUAGUGUGUGAGAGAGGGAGAAGAGAGAUGUCAAACUGGAUGCUCAAGAGCAUGCAUGUGCACACCAGCUUCAUGCUUAUUUGAGAGUGGAGGUGAGUGAGGCAGGAGUGAAAGGGGGAGAGAUGUGUUGCAAAAGAGGGAGGGGGCUACACAACAGCUCUGUUGGGAGAUGACGGCAGCUGUGCAGAGACGCAGGGAGAUGCACAUACAGUGCAACCAGCAACAUUAGCAGCACAUCAGGACCAGAUGAUCGCUUCAUUGGCAGAUGGAUGUAAUAACACUUGGAAAUAACCACAACUAAGAGAGGAGACAGAACAAAGGAGAGCCAAGCGCUGGACGAGCAAGAACAACAGGUGGACAAAGACAACCAGGGGAUAAUUGCCUGCGGUUUGUAACAGCUGCUGAACCACAAUGUUCGUCCAGCUGCAUACGCCACUGAUCAUGUGUCUGGCCUUCACAUUCUGUACUUGUAUGUUCCCUGGCCAUCACUGGGGGGAAUGGAAUGACUCCCAGCUUCUGCCCACCAUUCAGAAACUGAUGAAGGGAUAUAACCGCUACCUGAGACCCAAUUUCAAUGAGGGUCCCGUGGAAAUUGGGAUGAGUCUUGAUAUUGCAAGCAUCGAUGCCAUCUCUGAAAUCAAUAUGGACUACACUGCAACCAUCUUCCUCCGCCAGCGAUGGCGUGAUUCCAGGUUGGUGUUCCCAGGGAAUGAGAGCAUCAGUGUGGACGGACGUCUGGUGUCACUGCUCUGGAUCCCCGACACCUUCAUCCCAGACUCCAAGCGUUCCUUCCUGCAUGACGUGACGGUGGAGAACCGGCUCAUACGCAUCUUCAGUAACGGGACGGUUCUUUAUGCACUCCGCAUCACAGCCACAAUCGCCUGCAACAUGGACUUGACUAAAUACCCCAUGGACAGACAGGUGUGCACCCUGCAGCUGGAGAGCUGGGGCUACAAUGUGCAGGAUGUAGUGUUUUACUGGACCAGAGGGAAUGAUUCGGUGAGGGGUCUUGACACUCUGCGGCUGGCUCAGUAUAGUGUGGAGAGCUACUACACAUCCGUGUCAGAGGCUGUGUAUGAGACUGGACAAUACCCCAAGCUGGUGCUGCAUUUUGCACUGCGCAGAAAUGUGUUGUUCUUCAUCUUGGAGACAUAUGUUCCCUCCACUCUGCUGGUGGUUCUCUCCUGGGUCUCAUUCUGGAUCAGCCAGUCUUCCGUACCUGCCAGGACCUGCAUUGGUGUGACGACGGUCCUCACGAUGACCACUCUGAUGAUGGGCGCCCGCACCUCCCUCCCCAAUGCCAACUGCUUCAUUAAGGCCAUAGACGUCUACCUGGGCAUUUGCUUCACUUUCAUCUUUGGUGCCCUACUGGAGUACGCCUGUGCACACUUCUAUACGAUGCAGAACCAGACCAUAGAGGAUCUACACAGGGAUCUUGCAAGGGAGUUCAAUGAUUCCAGUGGAAACGGAUCCAUCCCCAUCGUCAGCUCCAACCAACCAAAGAAUUGCGUGGAAGCGGGCUCGUCCACAGAGGAACCCGCACACGAGUCAGCCAACAGCAACACUAAGACCACCGGUGAACCCAAGGAGGAGAAGCCAGGUCAAGGCUGCAGCCUGUCAUCAGUGAAGGAAGCAUCACGGAGGGCAGUGUCCAUCUUCAUUGUAGAAAACCCACACAACAUCGAUCGACACGCCCGCACCGUUUUCCCCACGGCAUUCCUCUUUGUCAAUAUUCUCUACUGGCUUUAUUACCUCUUUCUCUGAGAGAUGCUCACAAGCUGCUAUUGAGUUCGUUUUGCCACCCAGCAGCUGCUGCACAUCCCUGUUGGAGACCCCAGACCAGUCGCUUGGAUCUGAAGCCAUCAUACAUCCUUUUGGUUGACAAGUUAUAUGUAAAAAAAAGAAAAAAGGAAAAGAAACAACUUUCAACCAUAUGAUGAGGCUCCAAUUGAAUGAAAAGCAGCAGUAAUCAAUUAUUCUACGUCUACAUUUGAAUAUUUAGCAGGACAAACAAGAAUGAGUCUUCUGGUUGUAAACAAAAGUUGGUUUUAACUGCAUCACACGAAUGCUGCCUUCAUUGCUGUUUUAAUAUAUUGUUGGUACAAGACCAUAUUCUGUAAUGAACUUCACAGCAUGUAUUAGAAUAAUAAAACAAUGAU
Messenger RNA from Dunckerocampus dactyliophorus (ringed pipefish), 2167 nucleotides. It is a transcript of the gene gabrp, whose product is annotated as gamma-aminobutyric acid type A receptor subunit pi. Bases 420 to 1772 code for a protein of 450 amino acids. The transcript has 10 exons. NCBI's taxonomy places the organism in Eukaryota, Metazoa, Chordata, Actinopteri, Syngnathiformes, Syngnathidae. The record is from RefSeq and is a predicted model, not a curated record. Gene Ontology annotation, cellular component: membrane; GABA-A receptor complex; synapse. Gene Ontology annotation, biological process: signal transduction; regulation of membrane potential; nervous system process. Gene Ontology annotation, molecular function: GABA-A receptor activity; neurotransmitter receptor activity; extracellular ligand-gated monoatomic ion channel activity.